UCAGACGACCACCGCGAUAGGAUGGCUGCCCCCACCCCCGCACACCUCCUCCUCCACCUUCCCCACCCCCAAACCCAAACACAAGCAGGGACCCGGAAGUGAGGCUCAGAGCAGCCGAAAGUUCGUCGCCUCCAACUUCUUUUUUGUUUUGUUUUCCGCCCUCGAUGCGGCGUCCGUGCUGCGCGUGAAGACGUGAAGCGGCUCGCGUGUUUUCUCGUUGUGCGGCGGAGACACGGAAGGCAGCCAUGGGACUCCCCACGCUGGAGUUCAGCGACUCUUUUCUGGACGGCCCCGAUUUCCGCGAGCGCCUCAAGUGUCAUGAGAUCGAACUGGAGAGGACCAAUAAGUUCAUCAAGGAGCUUAUUAAGGAUGGAAAUAUGCUCAUCGGCGCGCUGAGGAAUCUUUCUGCCGCUGUCCAGAAGUUCUCUCAGUCGCUGCAGGAAUUCCAGUUUGAGUGCCUCGGUGACGCCGAGACCGAUGAUGAGGUGAACAUUGCCCAGUCCUUCAAGGAGUUCUCCAAGCUGCUCAACACCGUGGAAGAGGAGAGACGACGCUUGAUUCAGAACGCAGAUGACGUCUUGAUCACUCCCUUGGAAACGUUUCGCAAGGAGCAGAUCGGCGUUGCCAAGGACGGGAAAAAGAAAUUUGAUAAGGAGACGGAGAAAUAUUACUCCACGCUUGAGAGACACCUGAACCUGUCGUCCAAAAAGAAAGAAGCUUAUCUUCAAGAGGCCGACACGCAGAUUGAUAAGGAGAGGCAACUCUUCUACGACGCGUCCCUCGAGUAUGUCUUCAAAAUACAGGAAGUGCAAGAAAAGAAGAAGUUUGAAUUUGUGGAGCCGCUGCUGGCCUUCCUGCAGGGCUUGUUUACGUUCUACCACGAAGGAUACGAGCUGGCUCACGAGUUUGAGCCGUACAAGCAGCAGCUCCAGUUCAACCUCCAGAAUACGCGCAACAACUUUGUGAGCACCAAGCAGGAAGUGGAGAAGCUGAUGAAGCGGAUCAGGUCGGCGGACCAGGACUACAAAGCUCCGGGCCCGUGGAGCAUGGAGGGCUUCCUGUACGCGCAGGAGAAACGUCCUCUGGGCUGCACGUGGGCGAGACAUUACUGCACGUAUGAGAAAAGCAGCAAGACGUUUACUAUGAGCAAUACUGACAACAAGUCAGCCAAUAAACAGAACGGUCUGGUGCUCAACCAGCCCGAAAUGUUCAAGCUCAAGUCGUGUAUCCGGAGGAAAACGGACUCCAUCGACAAGCGCUUCUGCUUCGACAUUGAGGUGGUGGAAAGAAACGGCGUCUGCCGCGGAACUCUUUUCAGGCCGCUUCGGUUGUUCUAUAAAGUCCGGCAUGGUGUCAUGACGCUGCAGGCGCUGUCCGAGUCCAACAGACGGCUGUGGCUGGAGGCCAUGGAUGGCAAGGAGCCGAUUUACAACCUGCCCGCCAUAUUGAGCAAGAAGGAAGAGACAUUCCUUAACGAGGCCGGCUUCAACUUUGUGAGGAAGUGCAUCUUCCUGGUUGAGAGCAGAGGUAUAAAUACGAUGGGGCUGUACAGGAUUGGCGGCGUCAACUCGAAAGUGCAAAAGCUGAUGGUGACAGUGUUUUCAUCCAAAGCGCCAACGGACAUGGACCUGGAUCCCGAGACAUGGGACAACAAGACCGUCACCAGCGGCCUGAAGAAUUACCUCAGGUGUCUCUCUGAGCCGCUUAUGACCUUCAAGUUGCAUAAAGAAUUCAUCAUGGCUGUCAAAUCGGAUGACCAGAACUACCGAGUGUGCGCUGUGCACUCUUUGGUCCACAGGCUGCCGGAGAGGAACAAGGAGAUGCUGGAGCUGCUCAUCAAACAUCUCGUCAUAGUAUCCGCGCAAAGUCAGUCCAACAUGAUGACCGUGUCCAACCUGGGAGUCAUCUUCGGGCCCACCCUGAUGCGCUCCCAAGAGGAGACUGUGGCCGCCAUGAUGAACAUCAAGUUCCAGAAUAUUGUGAUGGAAAUUCUGAUUGAGAAUUGUAACAAGAUCUUCCAUCAGCCUCCGGACCCUAAUGUGCCGCUGCCGCAGCCUCAGGGUCGGCCCGGUUCCCGCAGGAGCAGAGCCAUUUGCCUGUCAAGCGGUCCCCGGAAGCCCCGCAGCCUCUACACGCCCACCCUGUGCCUGGCCGACGCAGAAAGCCCCUGCAUAGGCGACCCGUGCAGCAGCAGUCCAGGCAGCACCCCCGCGGGCAGCACCGAGUCUCUGUCCUCGCACUCCUCGGAGCACGACGGCUCGUCCAAGGCAGAGACCGCGACCUCCGUGCGACCGAACCGCGUCGCGCUCCCUGACGCCGCGUCCCUGCGCUCCAGCGGGCCCCGGAGCACCGAGUCCAGCUCCAGGGAGGAGGCCGGCCCGACCGACGUAGAGUCGGAGGAGGCGCUCCCCGGCGUCGCCCCCAAAAAGGCCCCCCACCGUCGCUACCCUGGACUCAGACCGCCUGAUCUCACGGCCGCAACCUCUCUCAAGUCACUGCAUGUGAAUGAAGGCCAAAGGAGCUGCUCGAGGUCCACCCAAAACCUGUCCACGCUGGAUCUCAUCGAUCACUUGAAGCCCGCAGAGCACCCGGCGCUUCCGCCCAAGGUCGUGAUCCGGCGGCGGGCCGCGGCAGCCGGCGACGGAUACCAAAGACCAGGCUCAGUGGUGGCUGCCAGAGCGCUGCUUUUUGAACACGGCGCCGCCCAGCAGCCCGCCACGCUCGGGAGGGACGCCCAGGCCGUCUACUCGUGCGAGGCCGAGCACAGCCACGAGCUCAGCUUCCCCAAGGGGGCGCACUUCAGCAACGUGUACCCGUCGGUCGAACCAGGAUGGCUGCAAGCGACCUACCAGGGAAAAACGGGUUUAAUCCCCGAAAACUAUGUCAUCUAUCUUUAACUGAAUUGUUCUGUUUCCUCCAUGGUAUCCAUGGAAAAGCCCUUUACUGGUGAUUGUAGCUGUGUGGUUUCUAGCUGCUUGGAUAGGGGCUAGAACAUGACAAACAUACCUCCUUUUUCUUUUUUUAUUUGGAAAAAGACUUCCUCAAAUGUGUUUUUAAUCAGACAGACAUCAUUUGUCUUUUUUCAACACGUUUUUACGACCACAAACGACACACGAGAACCACUUGACAAGUUUUAUUGCCUUGAAAUAUCUUCAACAAUCUUUGAUUAAUGUAUUUUCUUCUGCAAAAACAGAGCUCGGCAAAAAAAAAAAAAAAACUGGGACCUCACACCCCACACCGUCAACAUUUCCCGCCAUGCUCCGCCCGCCCGCAAUCGAAAACUCAAAUUCUUGUCAAUUUAGCAUCGCCCAUCUGUCUUAGUUCAAAGUUGAGAGCAAUCAGGCAAAAAGUUUGACUUUGACCCUGCCGAUGGCAAAUUGUAAAUGGCCGUCUUGCUGUGUGAAUUUUACAUCGAGUUCCUGUGGCUAUUUUGUGGGUCUGCUCUCUUUUUUUUUUGUUUUUUUUAAGCUCGAGAAGGUACUAUAUGACAAAUUACAAGACAGGACAGUAACACUACGGUUAAAUAGCCUCUAGGAAAAUAACAAAAAAACUACUUAGAUGACUCAAUUAAAACAUAUUGCGAGUUAUGUAAAAAUUGUUCCUAAAUGUUAAAAAAAAAAAAAAUCAGUUAUUAUAGAUUGACUGCAAAUGUGUUUAAAAGUUAAAUACAACUGAACUGUGCUCAGGCAGUGAUUCCUUUGAGUUCAACAAGAGGGAGCUCAUGAGUGACAUCACUGGCACAGACCGUAAAGCUUCAUUUUGUUUUGUGUGUCGCCCACCUGACAAAGACGCUGUUUCCUAAGCUGCAUGUUAUACAUUAGAAAAAAUGGCACAGUAUACCACCAAAACAAAAAUGGCACAAAAAGUACAUACACAAAAAUCUGAUCUCAUGUCAGUUUACUCACAAAUGUAUUCAUGAACUCAGUAUGAAAUCUAGGCCUGUUUAGCUGAAUACAAAGCUCUUAUUCUGUUGUAUAAAUGGAAACAGGUGGAUACACAGGUUCAUUGGAGUUUCUCCCAUCUUGUGGAAUAGCAUUUCAUUGUUCUGCUUUUGAAAAGAUGAAAAAAAAAAAGCCCACAUUAUUUGUUGUAAAUAAUUCAUAAUUUGUGGACCAAUUGAAUGAAAUUGGAUCAUAUCACGAUUGCGUUUUUCGUGUGUCCUGUUACGAGAGACACAUCCAUCUAAGGUUGUGCCCAUCAAUGAAACGAGUGUUUGGGGCUAUUUUGUUCCUUUUUUUUCCCCAAGGGGCACUACUGAGUGACUUUUAAGGGGCUUUUGUCGGCAACCCUCAAUAGUCACGCCUUUUUGUAACACCUAAAGCGAUCAUCACACUGGCUGUGCACUUCCUGCUGUCCUACCAUAUAUUAUUCAUAGAAAUAAUCAAAGUCACUUAUCCUGUAAAGCAGGGGGUCUCAAACCUUUUGGGUAGAGGGACACCUUGUAGGGGAGAAAUUUUUCCUCUGCCCCCCAAGACCCGGGUUUAAGAAUCCCUGUUGUAAACUGAUUUAUUCUACAAGCCCAAUAGCAAUGAAGUUGGGACAUUGUGUUAAACAUAAAUAAAAACACAAUACAAUGAUUUGCAAAUCACGUUCAACCUAUAUUUAAUUUCAAUACACUACACAGACAAGAUAUUGAAUUUUCAAACUGAUCAACUUGAUUGUUUUUAGCAAAUAAUCAGGAACUGCAACACGUUCCAAGAAAGCUGGGACAGACAGGCUCAUGUUUACCACUGUGUUACAUCACCUUUUCUUUCAACAACAUUCAAUAAACGUUUGGGAACUGAGGACACUCAUUGUUGAAGCUUUGUCGGUGGAAUUCUUUCCCACUCUUGCUUGAUGUUACUCUUCAGCUGUUCAACAGUCCAGGGUCUCCGUUGUCCUAUUUUACGCUUCAUAAUGCGCCACACAUUUGCAAUGGGAGACAGGUCUGGACUGCAGGCAGGCCAGUCUAGUACCCGCACUCUUUUACUACGAAGCCACGCUGUUGUAACACGUGCAGAAUGUGAUUUGGCAUUGUCUUGCAGGGGCGUCCGUGACAAAGACGUUGCUUGGAUGGCAGCAUAUGUUUCUCCAAAACCUGUAUGUACCUUUCAGCAUGAAUGGUGCCUUCACAGAUGUGUAAGUUACCCAUGCCAUUGGCACUAACACAGCCCCAUACCAUCACAGAUGCUGGCUUUUGAAAUUUGCGUCCAUAACAGUCCAAAUGGUUCUUUUCCUCUUUGGCCCGGAGGACACGACAUCCACAAUUUCCAAAAACAAUUUGAAAUGUGGACGCGUCGGACCACAGAACACUUUUCCACUUUGCAUCGGUCCAUCUUAGAUGAGCUCGGGCCCAGAGAAGCCGGCGGACGUUUCUGGGUGUUGUUGAUACAUGGCUUUUGCUUUGCAUAGUAGAGUUUCAAGUUGCACUUGCGGAUGUAGCGCCGAACUGUAUUUACUGACAUUGGUUUUCUGAAGUGCUCCUGAGCCCACGUGGUGAUAUCUUUUACACAUUGAUGUCGGCUUUUGAUGCGGUGCCGCCUGAGGGAUCGAAGGUCACUGGCAUCGUUGAGGAACACGCUUGUUCACAAAGAGGUGAACCUCGCCCGAUCUUGGCUUGUGAAUGACUGACCAAUCAGGGAAGCUCCUUUUAUAACCAAUCAUGGCACCCACCUGUUCCCCAUUAGCCUGUUCACCUGUGGGAUGUUCCAAACAGGUGUUUGAUGAGCAUUCCUCAACUUUUUUUGCCACCUGUCCCAGCUUUUUGGGAACGUGUUGCAGCCAUAAAAUUCUAAGUUCAUGAUUAUUAUAGUUUAUCAGUUUGAACAUGAAAUAUCUUGUCUUUGUAGUGUAUUCAAUUAAAUAUAGGUCGAACAUGAUUUGCAAAUCAUUGUAUUCUGUUUAAUACAACAUCCCAACUUCAUUGGAAUUGGGGCUGUAGAUGCUAUACUUUCAUGACUUCACCUUCCAAUGUGUGUGCUGGUAUACCAGCAUACUUUAUGUUGUUAUUAUUACUAUUAAUGUGAUUGUUUUAGCUGUUUCAGUGGUUUGGGGGGGGGGGGGGGACAAAAACGUUCAGUUAGCACAAACUGACGAGUUACUGUACUCCUGGGAAGGAGAGGCUGAAACUGUAUUCGGAGAAUGUCAGGUGGCCUUGGUUUUGAGUGGCGUAGGAAUAAUAAUGAGAAAACUCCCUUCAAGUGGGGAGUUGCGGAAAUUCUAAACAUGUCCCGCAUUGUGUAACAUUUCUAUGUGUGUGGGGGGGUCGAUUCCUCUGCAAGCAACUACUGUCUCCACAGUGCAUUUACACCUUUAUAAAUAAACACAAUGAUUAAUGAAG
Molecule: messenger RNA, 6319 nt
Organism: Phyllopteryx taeniolatus (common seadragon)
Lineage: Eukaryota; Metazoa; Chordata; Actinopteri; Syngnathiformes; Syngnathidae
Gene: arhgap42b
Product: rho GTPase-activating protein 42
Exons: 25
Coding region: 246-2897 (883 amino acids)
Biological process (GO): signal transduction
Cellular component (GO): cytoplasm
Molecular function (GO): protein binding; GTPase activator activity
Source: RefSeq, a predicted model, not a curated record